This is a messenger RNA of Guyanagaster necrorhizus, 2554 nucleotides long. RefSeq names its product P-loop containing nucleoside triphosphate hydrolase protein. NCBI's taxonomy places the organism in Eukaryota, Fungi, Basidiomycota, Agaricomycetes, Agaricales, Physalacriaceae. Gene Ontology annotation, cellular component: mitochondrial degradosome. The record is from RefSeq and is a predicted model, not a curated record. Gene Ontology annotation, molecular function: hydrolase activity, acting on acid anhydrides. Gene Ontology annotation, biological process: mitochondrial RNA 3'-end processing. Bases 74 to 2377 code for a protein of 767 amino acids. The transcript has 2 exons.
CUCUCUGCGCCAUCGUCGCGCUCUUGGGAUGCAACGCAGUGCAGCGGCCUCAUGCUCCAAGUAUUGCGCAUGGAUGACGCCCGACUCUUGGCCAACUUUUCCGUCGCUGGGCUCCCACAUUUCACGGAGAUUUAGGUCUGGAGCCAGUCGACGAACAACUAUCCGUUACACGAACCCUUCCCACUUGUCGAGGAACGCACUCUCGCAUGCCAUUGCACCACCGCCUCCUAAAGUCGACAUUGUUUCCAUCGCCAGACGCCUGACACCAGAAAGACCCGAGGCCAUUCUCCAAUUCUUCGAGAAACAUGUUGCAGAUUGGGCAGCAUCUAAACGGGUCGCAGACCGGCUCGCUCUCUUUGGCGUGCCCCACGAACACAUACCGACAGUUCUGCUCGUCUUCACUCAAGCGGUCGCCAGCAAGAAGCUGUCCACACGGAACGGAUACAUCGACUAUUCCCUUGAGCGUUUUGGUCGCAUGUCCCCAGAUGAUGAUGAGCGACAAUAUUUCGACAUGGUCUACAACAUCGUCCUCUACACCUGGGUAUCUGACCCUUCGAACCAGGCUUAUCUCGAGUCACAGAACAUCCCCACUUCCGUCAUUCACAGUAUGCGUGCUCUUUCAGAUGCGACUUCCCGCCCGCAUCCCGGAGAUCAUUAUCCCUUUGCCAGGGGACUUCGUCGCAAAUUUAUCAUGCAUGUCGGCCCUACCAACAGUGGUAAAACACAUCACGCACUUCGGGCCCUGGCUGCUGCACCCACCGGAAUCUACGCAGGACCUUUACGGCUACUCGCCCAAGAGAUUUGGGAGCGUCUGAAUCUCGGUCAGAUCGUUCCGGCAGGGACAGAGGAAGGGCACGUUCCGGAACCACCAUCACCACGAGCAGACUCGGCUUUUGAUGUCAGUCCCGAAAAACCAUCGUUAACCAAACUCGGAAAUCCCAAGUACGCCAGGGAGUGUAACAUGGUCACUGGGGAGGAGGUCAAGAUCGUCAAUGAGAAUGCCUCGCUCUACAGUUGUACUGUUGAGAUGAUCAAGCCAAACAUACUUUACGACGUUGCGGUCGUCGACGAGAUCCAGAUGAUUGGAGAUGCAGAACGAGGAUUUGCAUGGACGGAAGCUGUACUCGGUCUCAACGCACGAGAGAUUCAUUUGUGUGGAGAGGAAACCGCAGUGCCUAUCAUCGAGGCCAUGGUCAAAGAAACGAACGACGAUCUCGUUGUGAAACGUUACGAGCGGCUUACACCAUUGGAAGUCGAGAAGCAGAGUUUGCAGGGCGACCUCAGCAAGGUCAGAAAAGGUGACUGUAUCGUUGCCUUUUCUCGGCGGUCCAUCUUCCAGAUGAAGCGGGACGUGGAGAAGUUGGGGAUGAGCUGCGCUACUGUCUACGGUAGACUACCACCGGAGGUUCGCAGCGAGCAGGCAGAUCUGUUCAACGAUGCCGGGAGUGCAUUCGAUGUCCUCAUUGGAAGCGAUGCUAUUGGCAUGGGCCUGAACUUGAAAAUCCGACGUAUAAUAUUCUCGGACGUGCAGAAAUAUCACCAGGACACCGUCAAAUAUCUUUCCAUAUCUGCCACGAAGCAAAUCGCUGGACGUGCGGGACGGUUCGGCUUGCACGGGUCAGAAGUGCCCGGAGGGUUGGUGACGACUCUCAAUGAAGCACACCUUCCAUUCCUCACACGGACGAUGAAACUCUCCAUACCAUCUCUGAAAACUGCUCGCAUCACACCCUCAUAUCCAUCGCUCGUCGCCACAGUGAGUGCUCUGCCCCUUCAUUCCGCCAUGAACACCAUAUACCUAGCCCACGCAUACACAUCGAAGCUCUCCCCUACUUACCGAUACGUCUACGGCAGUGCCACCAGGCUCUCCACCAACUACCUAGACGCGUACAUCCAGGGCGCCUCGCUGACCGAUUUCGAUGUCAUGCUCGCCGCCCCCAUCCCAUGGCGCGACCAGGAAUGCCUCUCAUUCGUCGAGCGACUCCUGACUCUCUUUAGCACCCAAGGUGUCGCCAGACUCGAAGAGUGCAUGGAGGAGACCCCGUUCAUGUCCACACUAGAAAAGGUCGAAAACAGGAACGUCUCAACGAAUGAGGACCUGUUGCUCUUGGAGACGUUCCACAAGAUGCUCGGGCUCUACACGUGGUUGAGCUAUCGCCGGCCUGUGGCGUUUCCUGACCAGUCGAAGGCGGCGGAGCUGAAGCCGCGGGUGCAGGCGGGUAUCGAGACCGCAUUGGAUUGGAUGAGCGCUACUAAGAGGGCGAGAAAUAAUGUGCCGAGGAGGAAGGUGGUUGAUUAUAGUCCUGUUAAACCGACGGGAGGGGCGAGGGUGAAUAAAAGAGCGAAGCUAUUUGCUCAGUAUACUGCGAAGUAUGCGUAAUGGAUCUUUGAUGCUGUAUAAUAGUAGUACGUUAUUACAGGAGCUAAGUACAGUAUAGCGACAUUGGUUAGACUGGCACUACACUUGAGUGUCUUCGCAGCUUUGGGUCAAGUUCAACCGUAUCGCGGUGCAAAUCAAAGGGCCACACAAUUAUACAGAUAUCGGAAUACAUCAAGG